This is a messenger RNA of Anas platyrhynchos (mallard), 4016 nucleotides long. Its product is annotated as maestro heat-like repeat-containing protein family member 7. Gene Ontology annotation, cellular component: cytoplasm. The record is from RefSeq and is a predicted model, not a curated record. NCBI's taxonomy places the organism in Eukaryota, Metazoa, Chordata, Aves, Anseriformes, Anatidae.
GACCUGCUGUUGGACAGUAUUUAGAAGUUUUUUGUUCAUCUUUGCCUUGUUUCCUGCCAACAAGUUGUUCAUCCUUCCCUAAUGAGUUGUUUGUCCUUCCCUCACCCGUUGGCCUUGAGCGAUAUCUUCCUUUUUACAUCUGCUUCUCAUCUACAUCCCUAUAAUUAGGAUAUUUUACCAUAUAUGUAGCUAGAUACUAAUUUGGAUAAGUUUUAGCAUCUUCCCCAUCUCACAGCGGCCUUGUGGCAUCUGAGAGGAGUCAGGUGCCUGGGCCUCACGCCCUCCGCCCUGGAGACAGCGUCCCCCUUCUGGCCUGGGUGACAUCACAGCAGAGCCCUUUGUGACUCACCCCUGGGACAGCUACAACUACCCAGCACCAGCAGGGCAGCCCCACAGUGUCCAGAAGGAUUACAAUGGGAGAGUGCAUGAGUUGUGUGGCUCCUCGCCAAAACGAUGCUGACGAUCUUCCCCUGGCGGGGCUGCUAUUAGUUAUCCCCAAGAUCCUGGACGCUGAGAAGGAUAGCGGAUCUGCUGCAUAUUCUAUGUGGGAGACCCAUGUGCUUCAGAGGGAUAAUGUUUCUGCUGUCUCCAUCUUGUCUCUGGCGCCCAAGGACAUGGAAGACUAUGACUACUUCUGGGCUGUUCUCACUGGCACCAAAAUGGAAGAGGACUGGAAGCUGAAGUUUCUGGCCUCGAUCCGCACCAUCUGCAGCAACACGGUGCAGAAGAGAUACAUGUACCUGCCCUGUGACAUGCUGGGAGUGGAGGAGAAGAUGCAACUGCCUGAGUCUUCCUCCGACCACCUGCGCACUCUGAUGCUCCUGGGCUGGCAAGCUGCGUAUGCCAUCAGUGAAAGGAGCAAAGAGAACCUAGCACUGCUGUCACAGCACCUCGGCCCCUGCAUCAACGCCAUCGGCUCUCUUGCUUCAACGAGGGAGAGGGGCAGUCUGGAUGCUUCACUUUAUGCUGAGAUUCUGAAAUCUCUGGACAGCGUGCUGGAAGUGCUGGUGUGUACUUCGUCGGACUACACUGCUGCUAUGCUGGAGAUCAUCUUGCAGGCCCUGCUGCCCUUCACAAGAUCCGAGAAUGUGGCAAAGCGUCGGUAUGCCGUGGGGAGGAUUGCCAGUCUGAGCGAGGUGCUGAUCCCCAGUUCUCUGAUGCAGGACUCGUUCAGAAACAGAGUGGGCACGGUCAGAGUUCGCACCUUCCAGACGAAGCCUGUGCCACUCCUGGGGCAGCUGAUGGGGUGCCUCACCCUGUGCUGCGCCGAGAAGGACAAGGACAUCAGCUGUGGGUCUGCAGAGGCUCUUCACGCCUUCCACAGGAUCGUGAUGGUGCGACAGAGCCACUUCAUGACACCUACCUAUCCGUAUCUCUUUCUGGAGCGGGAAUGCCCAAGCACCUUCCGGCCCAAGGACGCUGCUAACGAGCUGACGGUAUUUGGCAGCUUCCUCUUCCCCGUCGAGAGGACGAACUUCAUCCUCACCAUCUUGGAGGGCAUGACACACCCCAGGGUCUCCGACAAAAAGGUGGUUGCCCGUGUGUUGGAUAUGAUCACAGACUCAGACAUGGAGGAGGUGCCACGGGUCAUGCGGAUCAUCCAUGACUGCCUGGCGACGGUCAGAAAGGAAUCACUCCUGGACAUCCUGAAGAGGACCCUUUUCCAGAUCACCUCCUUGCACCCUGGGCACGCGGUCCAGGGCCUGCUGGAGGUCUUCCCGUGGUGCGACAGGGUUGCCACGGCCAUGUGGCAGACGAUGGUCUCCGAGCCCUGCGUUGCAGAGGACGUGCUGAGAAACCUGCUGAAGCAACGCAUAGGGCCUGAGCACGAUGUCUUUGGCUCACCCCACAGCUGUGUCCGUUCCUGGGCUGUAACCAGCGCCAUGAACAAGAUCUUCCAGCUGCCCUCCAGCAAGAACAUUGCGCUGUUACUUUUCCACAAGCUCUACAUUGCCGUGCUCUUCCAGAUCUCCUUCAUCCAUGAGUGCACACUGCAGGACUUCAGCAGCGGCAGCAGUCAGAUGGGGGAGUGCGUGUGGCCUUCAGGCAGCUUUCUCAGGACUGCGGUGAUGACCAUGAGAGCUCUUUUCCAACACCUGGGGGGUGCCACUUUGGUUGAAGACAUCCAGAUGCAGGGUGGCUGGGACAGGCUUUUAAGACAUGAGACCUUCCACACAGGUGUUGCUGUGCUGACUAGGGCUCUGGGAAGCAAAGCACCGCUCUUUGGUGCCUCGGUGUUUGAAGAGGCAGUCGUACGUCUCUGGCAGAGACAGAAGCAUGAGGAGAUCACCGCCAUGGCUGUCUUCACGGAGUUGCUGGACUGUGUAGACUUUGAGCAGCUUGUUGAUAACUGCAUCCCGCACCUUCUUCAUUCACACCUGCGCAGUCAGUCCUCGGUGCUGCGUAGGAUGGCGGUUACAAGCCUCGUCACGCUGUCUACGAGACCCAAGCUGGCAGUAACUCUGCAAGACCUGCUGCCAGAGGUCAUGCAGCAACUGCAGGAUGCCAACAGCGACAUCAAUAUGCAGGCCAUGACUGUCCUCCGCAACACUCUGCGCCUAGCAGAUGGGCAAGUGGCUGGCCCCAUCGCUCUGCAGCUGCCUGACAGGCUCCUGCCCCUCUUUGACAACGAGUCCAGCUGCAUGAGAGAGCUCUCCAUCCUUCUCUGCAAGGACGCCAUGGAGGUUGCAGAGGGCACCCAUAAGAUGGAGAUGAAGAAGCAAGUGCACAGGACCGUCCUCCCCCUCUUCUUCCACCUGCAUGACCAGAACCAGCAUGUGGCUGAGGCCUCUCGGGAAGCCCUCCUUGGUGCUGCCAAGCUCCUGAAGUGGAAGCAGCUCAGGAACCUGCUGGAGACAGCGCAGCCACAGAGGAUUGGCGAGUGCCUGCUGGUGGGGCACAGCAGCAGAGUGGAUGACUACCUGUCCCAGAGCCUGCAAUACCUGCGGAGCCCCCAGGAGCCCCUGCAAGAGGCGGCCAUCAGGUUCAUUGGGCUUGCCGGGCAGUACUUGGUGGAUGGGCGCGAGGAGAAGCUCAAGAUCAUCGAGGCCCUGAGAAGCAUGGAGGGCAACAGCAGCCCUUCGGUCUCCUCCCUGGUGACUGAAACCAUCCUGGUCCUGAGAACUUCCUCCACAUUCAGCCUGCAAGCACUACGUUACCGGCUCCGGAGGGUGUGGGAGAGGAGGCCCCGUGUCCCGAGAGCUGGCUGGCUACGCUGCUGCAGCUGUGCUCAGUGCUGAGCGCUGCUCCAGCCCUCGGGCCCCACCGAGUAACCCCUCUGCUGGACUUUCCCCAAAGAAACAGCCCUCUUUCUUCACCGCUUGAACGUGUCAUUUUUUUGUGUGAAAACUGAACGGUUAGAAAACUCCACGGCACCAAGCUGCUCUGCUAGGCUGUGAAACCAAGAGGAAGGAAAGCUUUUGCUUCCCUGGCCGCAGCGUGUUAGAGCAACCCACCGCCUCAGCCUUCCUGGGCCUUGGGCCAUUUUGCUAGGAACAGUGCGAUUUUAGAGUGAGCCUGAUGGUACGGAACUGAUAGAUUGCAUGGCCAGCCCUGAGUCUAACUGACAACCUACUCAUGUCCUCUGGAUGAACUUUGCUCAUUAUAAUCUCACUACAGUGCCAAAAUACACCUCCAUCCCCAAGGCUACCCGCCUCCAAGGUGCAACUACCUCUCACUGAGCACGCGCUCUGAAUUUCCCUGAGCAAAAACAAAAGCCAGGAAAAUGUAUACCAGUGACAACAAAGGCGCAUAUGACUUGAGUCACUCACUACCUAAAAGCAGGAACAUAGUAAAAAAAGGGCUCAAGAGAGGAAAAUGUCGGGGAAGACACCACCACAGACAAGUCGGGAGGACGUCGCUGACUCCUGGCAUCAGCCGAAGGCUGCUGUGCUGAACCUCUCUUCCCCCCUACAGGGAUGCCUACAGGGCGAGAUCUGAACCCUCAGUUACAGCGAGUGCUUCCCUGGGAAACCUAACAUUCUCUAUAGAGUUGUUCCACAAGUUAACGUAUAUGC